This is a messenger RNA of Cynara cardunculus var. scolymus (artichoke), 1583 nucleotides long. RefSeq names its product pentatricopeptide repeat-containing protein At1g01970. Lineage: Eukaryota; Viridiplantae; Streptophyta; Magnoliopsida; Asterales; Asteraceae. The record is from RefSeq and is a predicted model, not a curated record. Gene Ontology annotation, molecular function: protein binding. The coding region runs from base 173 to 1381 and encodes 402 amino acids. The transcript has 2 exons.
CACAAGCAAAUUCUUGUGUUCUUUCCAUCUCAAUGCAAAUUAAACCUAAAAACCAGCAAGAUUUAGGGUUUCUAUCCAUUGAAUCUUCUAUUUCCAUGACCUAAUUAGGUCCAAAUGCUCUUCAAUUUCAUGCAUUCUCUCUAGGUUUACUUAGUUCCCUUUCCCUCUAACCAUGCUAGCUUUCUCGAACCCUAACUGUACCCUAAUCUGCAAAACUCAAGUGUUUCAUUGCUUCCAUUCAUGGAAACAAUCUCGAUUUACAAAUUCCACAAAUUUAAACCUUCUAAAACCCAUAAUUUUACGGUUGGUAUGCGCAGUUGGGGACCUAGGGCAGAUGCAGAAGGUUGAAGAUGAGAGAUCGAAGAUUAGGUGGGUUGAAAUCAAACCUGAUGAAAUUAAUGAUGCGCAACGAAAUCAUAUAUCUCGAUUGCCGAAAAAGAUGACGAAUCGGUGCAGGGCCUUGAUGAAACAAUUGAUUUGCUUUUCACCUGAAAAAACUAAUCUGUCGAUGGUGUUGGCUGCGUGGGUGAGGAGCAUGAAACCUGUUCGAGCUGAUUGGCUUGUUGUUCUCAAAGAAUUGGGAAACAUGAAUCAUCCAUUGCGAUUCGAGGUAGCGGAAUUUGCGCUUCUUGAAGAAUCGUUCGAACCUAAUAUCCGCGACUAUACAAAGAUGAUUCACGGUUACGCCAAGGAAAGUCGAUUACAAGAUGCCGAAAACGCGCUACAAGCCAUGAAGAAUCGAAGCUUUGAAUGCGAUCAGGUGACUUUAACCGCUUUAAUUCACAUGUACAGUAAAGCUGGCAACUUUAAUCUCGCAAAAGACACAUUCGAACAAAUGAAACUCCUCGGCCCCCCUUUAGAUAACCGAGCUUAUGGGUCCAUGGUUAUGGCAUUCAUCCGAGCCGGAAUGUUAGAAGAUGCCGAGAUUUUGCUAACGGAAAUGGAAGCUUUACAAGUUUAUGCGAAAAGCGAAGUUUACAAGGCAAUGUUACGAGCAUACUCCAUGAAUGGUGAUAGUGUAGGAGCUCAACGAAUCUUUGAUUCAAUUCAAAUCGCGGGUAUUAUUCCUGAUGAUAAGAUUUGUACGGUCCUGAUUAACGCGUAUGUAGGUGCAGGUAAAAGUCGAGAAGCUCGAGUUGCAUAUGAGAACAUGAGAAGAGCGGGUAUUUUGCCGAACGACAAGUGUGUGGGUUUGAUGUUGGACGUUUAUCAGAAGGAGAAUAAGCUUAAGGAAGUUUUGGACUUUUUGAUGGAUUUGGAGAGGGAAGGGAUAAUGAUCGGUAAAGAAGGUUCGGAGAAAUUGGCGCGUUGGUUUCGGGAUUUGGGAGUGGUGGAAGAAGUCGAGCUUGUUCUGAGAGAUUACGCUUCAACGGAAACAUAAUUCUUUAUCUCAAGAUAGAUGCAAUAUUUCCUUCACGAGUCUGAUUGAAAAUGAAAUCAUGGUUGCAGAUUGGUGUCGUAAUUGAUCGUGUGCCAUAUCCAACCGUAUCCGUCAUUUUCCUGAUUUCUCCGGUUGUUGUACCCUGCUUAGCUCCCUUACUUUGGUAGACCAUGUUUGACAGACAUAAGCUAGCUUAUUUUUU